This is a messenger RNA of Helianthus annuus (common sunflower), 927 nucleotides long. RefSeq names its product 21 kDa protein. Gene Ontology annotation, molecular function: enzyme inhibitor activity. The record is from RefSeq and is a predicted model, not a curated record. Gene Ontology annotation, biological process: negative regulation of catalytic activity. Bases 159 to 755 code for a protein of 198 amino acids. The transcript has a single exon. Lineage: Eukaryota; Viridiplantae; Streptophyta; Magnoliopsida; Asterales; Asteraceae.
AAGGGACUCAAAUAUCUAGGUCUCCAAUGUCACUAUAUAAAGCUCGCUAACCUUCUCAUUCAACUUCAUCCCUUCUUUCGUAAUCAUAACUACAUAUAUCAAUCGCUACCUUUUUUCACGCACUCCCAACCAAAGCUUUCCAAAAAAACUCUUUACACAUGAUAAAACUAAGGAUUUACUUGCUAGUCCUUGCUACCAUCCUCGGGUGCACCACCGCGGCCCGUGUCGCCAUCUCACCCACCACAGACUUCAUCAAAGCCUCAUGCAAAACCACCUUGCACCCGCCUCUAUGUGUCCGAUGUCUCUCAACCUAUGCUAACUCUAUCCAAGGAAGCGAUCACCGCCUCGCCAAAGCAGCCGUUACAGUCAGCCUAAAAGACGCCAAGUCAGCAGCCGCAUUCAUUUCUAAACUAGCUCGACUCUCCGGGAUAAAACCCCCAGAGCAUCAAGCCGUUAGAGACUGCAUCAGUACCAUGACCAACAGUGUGACAAGUCUUAGCCAAUCGGUUCAGGAGCUCGAGCGGAUGGCUCGCACCAAGGGUGAAGACUUCGACUGGCACAUGAGCAACGUGGAGACUUGGGUGGGCUCGGCUCUUACUAAUCAAAACAUAUGUGGCAGGGGGUUUACUAUGAAUGGACAUGUGAAGGAUGUUGUGACCAAGAGGAUAGUUUAUGUGUCACAAGUCACUAGUAAUGCACUGGCUUUGGUCAACAGGUUUGCGGUCAGGCAUAGAAAGGGUAUUCAUAAGCCGUGAGUCUAUAAGAUGUGCCCCAUAAGAAUACCAAGAAAUAAAUGUACAAUACUGAGUAGAUAUUAGUUUGUCACAUGUACCACUUAUCGUUUUAUGUCGAACUGUAUAAACAUAGUAGCAUGUUUUAUAGUAGCAUGUUUUUCAUAUAAGUGAAGCCAUCACUUCUUUAUGUUUU